Molecule: messenger RNA, 1690 nt
Organism: Athene cunicularia (burrowing owl)
Lineage: Eukaryota; Metazoa; Chordata; Aves; Strigiformes; Strigidae
Gene: SAMM50
Product: SAMM50 sorting and assembly machinery component
Exons: 15
Coding region: 1-1521 (506 amino acids)
Biological process (GO): mitochondrial respiratory chain complex assembly; protein insertion into mitochondrial outer membrane
Cellular component (GO): outer membrane; SAM complex
Source: RefSeq, a predicted model, not a curated record
AUGCUCAGGAGAGGGGACCUGGAGUGCGAGUUUGACAGCGAAGAGCAAAAGCGUCAGUCAUUUUCCUUUGCGAAAGGCAGAAAUCACGAACCCACACACCAGGUUCAACGCUGUUUUCUUCUCCACUUUCAGAGUUUGGAGCCUCUUCCAAUGGGGGGGCCGGACUUUGGUGCCUUGGGAGAGGAAGCUGAGCUGGUUGAAGUUGAACCGGAGGCCAAGCAGGAAAUUCUGGAAAACAAAGAUGUGGUGGUGCAGCACGUGCACUUCGAGGGACUGGGAAGGACCAAAGACGACAUUAUCAUGUAUGAAAUCGCUGAUGUUUUCAAGGCCAAAAAUCUCAUUGAUGUAAUGAGAAAAUCGCAUGAAGCUCGUGAAAAGCUGCUUCGUCUGGGAAUCUUUAGACAGGUCGAGGUUCUGAUUGACACCUGUCAAGGAGAUGAUGCCCUUCCAAAUGGUUUAGAUGUUACCUUCGAGGUAACAGAAUUGAGAAGACUAACGGGAAGCUAUAACACUAUGGUUGGCAACAACGAAGGCAGUAUGGUACUUGGCCUCAAAUUCCCAAAUCUCUUUGGCCGUGCAGAAAAGGUAACCUUCCAGUUCUCCUACGGAACAAAGGAAACUUCAUAUGGCCUGUCGUUCUUCAAACCACAGCCUGGCAAGUUUGAAAGAAAUUUUUCAGUUAACCUGUAUAAAGUAACGGGGCAGUUCCCUUGGAGCUCUCUUCGGGAAACUGAUAGAGGAAUAUCGACAGAAUUUAACUUUCCAGUCUGGAAGACCAAUCACACACUGAAGUGGGAGGGUGUGUGGAGAGAGCUUGGCUGCCUUGCUAGAACAGCGUCCUUCUCCGUUCGAGAAGAAAGCGGACACUCUCUUAAAUCUUCUCUCUCUCAUGGCAUGGUAAUUGAUUCCCGUAACUCCUCAAUCUUGCCAAGACGAGGUGCUUUGCUGAAAAUUAAUCAGGAGCUGGCUGGCUAUACAGGCGGGGACGUGAGCUUUCUGAAAGAGGAUUUUGAAUUUCAGUUGAAUAAGCAACUUAUCUGGGAUUCGGUUGUUUCAGCAUCACUUUGGGGUGGAAUGCUAGUGCCUAUUGGAGACAAGCCAUCCAGUAUAGCUGAUAGGUUUUACCUUGGUGGACCAACGAGCGUGCGUGGAUUCAGCAUGUACAGCAUUGGACCCCAGAGCGAAGGUGAUUACCUGGGAGGAGAAGCCUACUGGGCUGGAGGCUUGCAUCUGUACACCCCUCUGCCUUUCCGGCCGGGCCGCGGAGGCUUUGGGGACCUUUUCCGAACACAUUUCUUCCUUAAUGCUGGAAACCUCUGCAAUCUUAACUAUGGCGAUGGUCCCCGGGCUCACCUGCAGAAGCUGGCAGAGUGCAUCCGCUGGUCUUACGGCGCGGGAGUGGUGCUCCGCCUCGGCAACAUCGCCCGACUGGAGCUCAACUACUGCUUCCCCAUGGGAGUACAGUCUGGUGACAGGAUAUGCGACGGUGUUCAGUUUGGAGCAGGAAUCAGAUUUCUAUAAUACAGCAACAUUUUACAGAAGUGUACGAAGCUGUGCUCUGUAGUUGAAAUCAAGACUGUAACACAGCUCAAUACGGUCUAACUUUUCUCUUGAAAUACAGCUGCACAUCUGAGUGAUUUACCUCUCAGACUCCACAAGAAACUACAUUAAAGAAUUACGUGCUAAAGGU